Messenger RNA from Coccinella septempunctata (seven-spotted ladybird), 1288 nucleotides. RefSeq lists its product as uncharacterized. The coding region runs from base 43 to 1281 and encodes 412 amino acids. The transcript has 2 exons. Lineage: Eukaryota; Metazoa; Arthropoda; Insecta; Coleoptera; Coccinellidae. The record is from RefSeq and is a predicted model, not a curated record.
GGAAACACUACUUACAAGUUUUACAGUUUCAUCGUUGACAAGAUGAAGAACUACAAUGAAGAUCAUCUCCUGAAAAUUGUGAAGAAAAUAGUCAAGAAACAACUUUCUUCCGACAAUGUCCAUAUAACCCUUGGAAAAGGCAGCGAAAAACUGGAUGGUUUCAUGGGUGAGAUCCUAACAAUCCAUACAGUAGAUCAGGAUACGCAGAAAUCGUUAGAAUUGAUAGCGAAAAUCUCCCUUAAAGACGAGAAAAUCAGAAAUUACACAGCCAUCGCACAAAGUUAUAAGAAUGAGAUACAAGCUUAUGAAGAAUUCUUCCCAGCUCUCCAAGAAAUGAGGAACGAUUUCAAAAUUUCCCAACCCAUCAAAUCCCUAGUCAAAUUCUAUCACGCUUCCGAAACACAAAAUGAAGAAUACAUAAUUAUGGAAAAUAUUAAAAUGAAGGGAUAUGAAAUGUUGCCAGUCCGACAUUUAUUGAACAAUGAAGAAGUUAAAUUGAUCUUCGAAAGUUAUGGAGAGUUGCAUGCGAGUUCAUUGGCUUUGAAAGCGUUACAUCCGAAGAAGUUCCAAGAAAUUACCGGUCAAAAUGUGAGUGUUUUCCGUCUGAUCCUCGAUAUGAAAAUUUCUAAAGAUGUGGCAUAUAGUAUGACUUCCAUUCGAGAUGUGAUGAAAGAGAAAUGUUUUGAGCAUGUUUUAUUGAAUAAAUAUACGGAAGAUACGAUUGGAAUCUUGAAGAAAAAAAUGGAUUUCAGAGGAGAAAAAUAUGUUAGUUUUACACAUGGAGAUGGUUGGAGUAACAACAUAAUGUUCAAGUAUGAAGUGAGAAAUGGUCAACGAUCCCUGUCAGACAUAAAGUUAUUGGACUGGCAAGCAUGGUCCGUCGGACCUCCUGUAAUAGAUAUUAUGUUCUGCCUUUUUUCGAGUUGUUCCAAAGAAGUAUUUGAAAACUUAGACACCCACAUCGAGAGUUAUUAUGAGAGUUUAACAAAAACUUUGAUGCUUUACAAUUUGAAAGCGGAGGAAAUUUAUCCAUUUCAAGAAAUGCAGAGGCAAUUAGAACAACACUAUCACUAUCCCGCCAUUUUUGGAAUGAUGAUACGAAAAAUAAGGAGCUUCGAUGAAAACCACAGCAUUGACCCUGUUAAUUACAGUUCAAACGACGAUUCCACAUUCUUCGAUGCAGUUAGAGAUAUAAAAUUCGACAAAGAUUAUUUGUUCGAAAAUCUGAAAUAUGUAUUCGAUUUUCUUGAUAAGAAAACAAAUAAAAAUUAUGAUAUAUGACGAAAGA